GGACUCCGGGCAGAGGCACAUCGGGCUGGACUUCGGGCAGAGGCACAUCGGGCUGGACUCCGGCGAAGCAGAGGCACAUCGGGCCACCAGCGGAGCAGCAGGCACCGGGCUGGCAGAGCAGCAGGCGGGCCACCAGGCGGACUCCAGGCAGAGGGCACAUCGGCUGGCAGGCUCCGGGCACCAGGCACAUCGGGCUGGACUCCGGGCAGAGGCACAUCGGAUCACCAGGCGAAGCAGCAGGCACCAGGGCCACCAGGCGGGAGCAGCAGGCACCGGGCCACCACGGGCAGAGCAGCAGGCACCGGGCCACCAGGCGGAGCAGCAGGCACCGGGCCACCAGGCGGAGCAGCAGCAGGCACCGGGCCACCAGGCACCGGGCCACCAGGCGGGGCGACAGGCAUCGGGCCCCCAGGCGGCGGAGCGACAGGCACCGAGUCACCAGGCACGACAGUGGGCUCUGAGUCAACUGGCAUGACCGCUGGCACUGGGUCAGACAUUGGAUCGUCUGGCUGGACAGCGGGCAUCGGGUCACCAGGCAUCAGGUCACUUGGCUCGACAGCGGGCACCGUGUCAUCUGGCAAGGCAGUGGGCACCAAGUCACCAGGC
Staurois parvus is the source of this 606-nucleotide messenger RNA. NCBI's taxonomy places the organism in Eukaryota, Metazoa, Chordata, Amphibia, Anura, Ranidae. The record is from the annotation of a GenBank genome assembly.